Molecule: messenger RNA, 1533 nt
Organism: Postia placenta MAD-698-R-SB12
Lineage: Eukaryota; Fungi; Basidiomycota; Agaricomycetes; Polyporales; Adustoporiaceae
Exons: 8
Coding region: 1-1533 (510 amino acids)
Biological process (GO): glutaminyl-tRNAGln biosynthesis via transamidation; mitochondrial translation
Cellular component (GO): glutamyl-tRNA(Gln) amidotransferase complex; mitochondrion
Molecular function (GO): glutaminyl-tRNA synthase (glutamine-hydrolyzing) activity
Source: RefSeq, a predicted model, not a curated record
AUGCUACGAAAUGCGCGGCACGGUUGUUCUCAUCUGCGACAUUUAGGGUCAACUCGACGACAUGCAAGUCAGAUUUCCCAUCUCUCAGGCUCGUCCUUGAAGGAGCUGAACACCAGUGUCAAUGCUCUCGUCUACAUUGCUUCUGAUGGUUUUCCUGUAACUGGAGGACUACCUCUGAGCGGUUUCUCUGUAGCCGUCAAAGACAACAUAUGCACGUCCUCUAUGCCUACAACCUGCUCCUCUGCUAUGCUGCUUGACUUCAUAUCGCCUUUUGAUGCUACUGUCGUGAAGUUACUCCAGGACGGCGGUGCGUACAUUUCCGGCAAGACAAACUGCGACGAGUUUGGCAUGGGAUCCUUGAACAUGUACUCCGUGCACGGUCCCGUCAUUAAUCCAUACCAGCCUCCAGACAGUAGUGUCUCCUGGACAGAUCGUGAGCGUCGGUCUGCGGGCGGUAGCUCUGGUGGGAGUGCUGCGGCUGUUGCUGUUGGAAUGUGUGAUGCUGCACUCGCCACGGACACUGGUGGCUCUAUCCGUCUGCCCGCUUCCUACUGUGGAGUUGUCGGCCUCAAACCAUCAUAUGGUCUAGUCAGCAGAUGGGGGGUCGUGUCCUACGCGGACAGCCUGGACUGUGUCGGCGUAAUGGCACGGACGGUACGCGAUGUAAGAAAGACGUACAACGUCCUGUCGGUGUACGAUACCAAGGACCCCACCGCUGCCAGGCCAGCUACAAGGCUUCGGGCAGCGGAAGAACGUGAUAAACACCAGGAAUACUCGCUAGACAGUCCACUCUCAGGACUGCGCAUAGGUGUUCCUCAGGAAUACUUCCCCUCCGACAUGGACUCUCAUAUCGUCCAACCUGUACGCCGCGUUCUAGAAACGUUGAGAGCGCGUGGAGCCUCCAUUGUUCCCGUAUCCCUUCCAUCGACGCGGUAUGCUCUUAGCGCUUACUACGUUAUAUCCAGCGCAGAAGCAAGCAGCAAUCUUGCUCGAUACGACGGUAUCGAGUAUGGUACCUACAUCGACCCGCCUCCCGGCACGGAUAAAACGAAAACGGCGAAGGUGUAUGCCCACUCGCGGUCCGCGGGUUUUGGCAAAGAAGUCCAAAAGCGGAUACUCCUUGGCACAUAUGCUCUCACAGCGGAUGCAUUCGACAACUACUUCCUGCAGGCGCAGCGCGUACGCAAGCUCAUAUGCGCGGAUUUUGACCGCGUGUUCUGUGUACCGAACGUCCUCAAUUCGACGUCACAAUCCAACCCCGAUUUCACCGGUGUACAUGUGCUCCUACAUCCCUCUGCAAUACGCACGGCGCCACGGUUACCCUCUUCGACUGAUGCAGACCAUGACUUGGGUGCAUACGUGCAGGAUGUCCUCACCGUGCCUGCGUCGUUAGCGGGCUUGCCCGCGAUCAGCGUCCCGGCCGGACAUGGAAUGGAUGCAUGGCCGGUGGGUAUCAGUAUCGUCGGGCAGUGGGGUUGCGAUGAGAUGGUCAUGGACGUAGCUGAGAUAUGUGAGAGAUAUAAUACUACAUAG